GCGGCGCACUACAGUACUCGCCCGGCUCGUAACCAACACAACUUUUUCGUUCGACCCCAAUGCACGCGAUGUAAUUCUUGUUUGUGUCUCCACUGCCUGUGAAACUGUGUGUAUGAAAGUAGAACUUCUCCAGCAUUAAGUUUUACGACAUCAUUUCGAGUCAUUCUUCUCAUCAAAAUGAGUCAGGCAGCAGUUGGUGUUCCGUACGACACAUUUAAUAACCCACUUUUGAUGAAGUCAGAACUUGGAAAGCCAGCAAAACGUGGCUUUACCCUCCCCGACUACAACUUCACCUACGGGCGUCCAAACCUUGCUAAGGAUGGAGGGGCUGCGGAGGCCAUGUCCAGCUGGACGCCAACUGCUACGCUUCCCACGCUGCGCAAGGAGAAGCGACCAGACAGGGACUUUGUUGCAUUAAACAAGGCUUGCAUUGGAUCAGGGCUAGUGACAGCCAAAGAGCAGUUUGAAUAUAGAGCAACACAUGAUGUCAGGAGACGUGUGGCAGAGGAAGAGAAAAACAAGACUAAAAUCAAGAGAAUACCUGCCUCUAUGACCUUUGGCAUCUCUACCAGGCCAUCAACACCAGUAUUUGAUCUUCUAGAGCACAGAUAUCAGGAUCGCUGGUUGAAUGAGAGGAGAAAGAAUGAACUUGCCAAGAGAGACCGCCUGGUACAGAAGCAAAACCUUAACAAGGGGAUCUAUGAGACACGGGCUUCCCUCCUCCGCAAGUUCUGCCCCCCUGUGGAAUCCCCACCCCUCUGGCAGAUGCCCAAGUUCCAGAAGCAGCAGCCCCACCUGGAGACCUUCCGCUCACCUCAGGCACGGCAGAAGGCCUUUGAGAGUCACGCUACUGACUGCACGGCCAGGACAGGGGUGUUUGGCCAUGGAAUCUAUGAGGGUGCCAAGAGUUAACAGGCCCAGAGGAACUUCAACUACCGGACUCUUACAAUAUUAAGUGUCUUGAUCAAAUAGCAGUGUUCUAACCAUGAUGAGUCCAAACUGGAUCUUUAAUGUGGUCUGACAGUCCUUCAGACAUGCAAACAAAGAAGUGUAGCUAUUUUUCACUAAAAACAGAUAUAGUAUUGAAUGGAAGCUCCCAGAAGGGGUUUUGCAAACAAGGGAAUGUAUUGCAUAGAUGUUUCCUGCAGGCUACAAGUUGCUGUUGACUGUGCUCAAGGAUAUAAAGUCUAUUCAACAGACGUUGGCAUUCAGCAUCAUGGAAAUGACUGUGGGGAAUAUGCAGACCAGAAAAAGGAAGUACUCAUUUAUUGUCACGUGGGAAAACAGUACUUUGGAUCAGUAAGUUUUGGAACACAGGAAUUCUUUGGAAAAUAAUUUUAACAACAAUGCAUUUUCAUUUGUACAAUGUGCGACUUUCUGAUCGGAUACAUGAACAUCAAAGUCAGUGUCAGUCAUUUGUGGCUUUAUUUCUUUAAGAGUUCAUUAGAGACCUUAGGCACACUAGUGUAUUUUUUUUUGGAAAGGUCUGGAAGUGGAUUUUUAUAGAGACCUCUGUUUCAGCCCAGUGUUGAUCAUUUCAAAAUUGCCCAUUGUUACUUUUCCUCUGGAAUGUUAAAAGCAUUAUUUCAAAUUGUUCAAAUUAACCAUGGAUUUGUAUUACUGGGUGUGACUCCCAUAGUGAUGCCCAUUAACCACUAUUUCUCAUUGCUCCACGGUACACAUUGCUUAAUAGUUUUUGCCUCAUGACGUGGCAUGGGCCAAAAGUAUGAAGAUUGUUCUCUUUAUUUUCCACUUGCAAGGAAAUUUCAGAAGUAUGCAUCCUUUUUUUCUUUUCUGCAGGCAUUUAUCAGUCUGGAAAGGAGAUUAACAAAAGUAUUUCUUUUUUAUUGUAUAGACCACAAAGCCUGGUUAGAACACUGUUAGAUGUCAUUUAGCAGAGUCAUUUGACACACUGUGCGGUGUUUUCCAGGUGUUUCCCCAAGGUUUAACCCAUGUAUUAUUAAACUGUACUCCUUUUUUUAAAUCACUGUAAAUAAUAUUAUCAUAAGGCUAAGAGAUAAUGCACAAGAACUGUUCCUUGCUGUGCCAUAUUGCAUACAUGUGGUUUGCAUAGCAUAGUGAGAAAUCCUAGUGAGACAAGUAGGGCCUCCAUUAUGUACCAGAAAAAAGUGAUGACAGCAUUGGUGUAAACUAAGCAUUGUGCAAGUUGCUGUCUGUAAAUGUGUAACUAAACCUUCUCUUUAUGUGUCACAUACUAUCCAUUUUUUAUAUUCAAAUUUCUUCCCGGUUAGAAUGCUGCACUUUGUAAGUUUCAGCAAUGACAUUUGGGACAUCGAAUUUCAAGACUUUAGACUAAUCAUGUGUGAAAAAUAAAAGUGCACAUUUGCAAAAAUCA
Acanthaster planci (crown-of-thorns starfish) is the source of this 2356-nucleotide messenger RNA. It is a transcript of the gene cfap77, whose product is annotated as cilia and flagella associated protein 77. Lineage: Eukaryota; Metazoa; Echinodermata; Asteroidea; Valvatida; Acanthasteridae. The record is from RefSeq and is a predicted model, not a curated record.